UUUACCUUUUGUAGCGUUUUCUAUUGUAAAAGAUUGAAAGGAAGUCAACAGGAAAGGGCUGUGUUUUCCUUUAUUCUUGAUUAGCAUGAAUACAGAAUCCCAGAGGGGGCGGUACUGCUGUCGCUUCUUAAUUUCCCUGGUCUGCCAGAGCAUCUGUACUACUUGAGAGAGGCAGAAGAGGCCAGCUGUUAAGUAUGGGGGCAGUAAAGAUACUCCGUUUGCCCAAGGAUUAAUCUUUUCUGAUAAAGAAAUGGAGAGAGGGAAGAUCUUCUAAUGCAGGUGGAAAGCAGAGCUCUCUUCUCCCUUCCUACGGUGAGUGUCCUUCUACCAGUGCUGGUAGUGGGAUGAAGUGCAGAUGGGCAUUUCAGUAAGAUGCGGUGGAACAAAAAGAAGCAGUGUGAGCUAGCACAGAGCAAACAAAGGGCAAUAACUACAUUUGGCUAUUAUGAAUGUGUCCACGACUGAAACUCAAGCAAACAAAUCAGAUUUAAUACAAACGCUAGUAGUUGUAAAAGGAGGCCUUUAUUUGGCUAACUUCAUUUUCAUAACUGCGUUGACUAUAUUAAUAAUCAAGACUGUGAGACAGAACUCUAAAAUGGUGAAGGAAGUGAGAUACUUCCUCCUGUGCCAUCAUCUUCUCUGUUGCUCUUUAUACUGUUGCUCUGGCAUGGUGUCCAACGCGAUACAAAAAUUUAAAGUACAACGAUUCUGGAUCUGGAUCACCUUUGGAGUACAAACAGCAAUUGCAGAAACGGUGCUGGGAACGCUGGCUUUGAUGGCAAUUAACACUUGCUUAGCAGUUUGCUGGCCUUUGAGAUACCUGGCCUUUGUACACUUGGUGAAACGCAAAGCUAUAGCUUGUGUUUGGAUCGGAGCAAUCCUCAAAUCUGCGUGCUUGAUCAUUGUGGAACGUUCAGAAGGAGAUCCGUGGAACAUAUAUGAAGCAGAGCUCUCUUGCCCAAGUAUCCUGGGUGGUGUUUUUGCCAAAAUAACCGGAAUGCUUCUCAUUUUGCUUCUUGCAGCCGUCAUGGUAACUGGUUAUUUUCUCCUAUGGAGAGAAGGAAAGCUCAGCGGUCAUUUUAGCUGUUCAAAUAAGAAGGCCAGAAAAACAGUCAUUAUUCAUGGUGUACAAAUGAGCUUACAUAUUCUUCCACUCUUAAUCUUCACAGCCAUCGGGAAAGGAUCAGAACAUGUUCAGAUAAAAUUUGGAGCUUUUGUUGUUUUCUUAUUUGCACAAAGCUUCAGCCCUGUGGUUUAUGGGCUGCGGAACAAAGAACUUCUGGACAAGAUAUGUAUCAGACGAGAAAGAAAUCAAUACAGUAACUACUUGGUAAAGUACAAUAACUACCCACCGCAACUUCAGGUGGUAGAAGGUUCAGCAAAUGGAUGGACCACUUCUCGGUGUAGUGCAGAAACACUUUCAAGUCACCAUUAGCCUUCUUUAAACCAUAUCACACAACAAGGAAUAAUUCAACUCACACAACUGAAUAUACCAACCUAUUAUUUUCAAAACCAGAUUUUCAGCCCCAAAGCUAGAAGCCUUGAGCGCUCUAUUUUUGCUUUAAAGUUUAAAUGGCAACUAGUGGAAAAGACACAGCACAAGAAGCAAAGGAAACCAUGGAAAAGAGAGAAGGUAAGGCACUGCCAGACAG
Lacerta agilis (Sand lizard) is the source of this 1652-nucleotide messenger RNA. RefSeq lists its product as uncharacterized. The coding region runs from base 446 to 1435 and encodes 329 amino acids. The transcript has 3 exons. NCBI's taxonomy places the organism in Eukaryota, Metazoa, Chordata, Lepidosauria, Squamata, Lacertidae. The record is from RefSeq and is a predicted model, not a curated record.